Panthera uncia (snow leopard) is the source of this 410-nucleotide messenger RNA. RefSeq names its product 40S ribosomal protein S6-like. The record is from RefSeq and is a predicted model, not a curated record. The transcript has a single exon. Gene Ontology annotation, cellular component: ribosome. Gene Ontology annotation, molecular function: structural constituent of ribosome. Lineage: Eukaryota; Metazoa; Chordata; Mammalia; Carnivora; Felidae. Gene Ontology annotation, biological process: translation. The coding region runs from base 1 to 294 and encodes 97 amino acids.
AUGAAGCUGAACACCUGUCUCCCAGCUACUCGCUGCCAGAAUCUCCUUAAAGUGGAUGAUGAAUGCAAAACUUGUACCGUUUCUGAGAAGGGCAUACCCACAGAAGUUGCUGCUGAUGUUCUGGGUAAAGAAUGGAAGGGUUACUUGGUCCAAAUCAGUGGUGGCAAUGACAACCAAGGCUUCCCCAUGAAGCAGGGUGUCUUGGCCCAUGGCCAUGUCUACCUGCUGCUCAUUAAGGGUCAUUCCUGCUACAGACCAAGAAGGACUGGGGAAAAAGAGCACAAAUCUAUUUGAGGUUGCAUUGUGGGUGCCAGUCUCAGUGUUGUCAACUUGGUCAUUGUAACAAAAGGGGAGAAGGAUAUUCCUGGACUCACUGAUACCACUGUGCCUCAUCACCUGGGACCCAAAAG